Messenger RNA from Stylophora pistillata, 618 nucleotides. RefSeq lists its product as uncharacterized. The record is from RefSeq and is a predicted model, not a curated record. NCBI's taxonomy places the organism in Eukaryota, Metazoa, Cnidaria, Anthozoa, Scleractinia, Pocilloporidae.
AUGGCGGACAUUGAACAAACGUUUCAUCAAGUGAGAGUUUGUGAAGAAGAUAGAGACUCUUUGCGCUUUUUGUGGAGAGACUUAGAUGACACGAAGAGACCAAGUGAAUAUGAGAUGACUGUUCACGUGUUUGGCGCUGUGGAUUCACCGUGUUGCGCAAACUAUGCGUUGCAGAGAACUGCUCGUGAUCAGCAAGGGAAAUUCAGCGAGGAUGCCAUCAACGCUGUUCGACGUAAUUUCUAUAUGGAUGACCUCCUAGCAUCGAAGCAAAACUGCGAUGAAGCCACAGGUCUGGCUAAAGAUUUGAUAGGAAUCCUAGCAACUGGUGGGUUUCGCCUAACGAAGUGGAUGUCAAACAGCCGAGAAGUGCUCACAGCAAUCCCUUCGUCAGAAGUGGCGUGCGACAUUAUUCACUUAGAUCGUAAUGGAUUGCCUCAAGAAAGAGUCUUAGGCGUCAAGUGGUGUGCAGAGCAAGAUCUGCUGAGUCUUGAACCAGCGAAGAGUAAAUUCCCAAACACCAAGCGAGGAAUAUUGAGUGUCACGAGUAGCGUGUUUGAUCCCCUAGGCCUUACUGCGCCCUACGUAAUAAAGGCGAAACUGAUCAUCCAAGAGUUGUGA